Geodia barretti is the source of this 1073-nucleotide messenger RNA. NCBI's taxonomy places the organism in Eukaryota, Metazoa, Porifera, Demospongiae, Tetractinellida, Geodiidae. The record is from the annotation of a GenBank genome assembly.
GACCUACAAAGCGGCCGGCAGCGCAAUGCAGUCGGGAGCAGUCGCGGCUUGUCCCUUACUUCUCGGCUUGACUCUCCGCCUUCCACUCCCCUUGGCCAAGGAAAUGUAUUUCAUGGAAGCAGCCCCUCCUCAAUCUCUAGUGCGGGCUCCGAAAUAGCCGGUAUCAGUGCAAAGCUAGAUCAAGUUCUAGCCGCCUUUUCGGGCCAGAGCCAGCUGCUUGCAGAAACCAAACAAGAAGGUUAGACCUAUGUUGUUCAUAAAAUGGUUUUGGGAGAAUAUUUUUAACAGGAAUUAAUCAAAGGGAGCAGCUGGUUGUACUAAGUGCCGAGCUAAAGGAGCUAAAGGAAACAGUCACAACUUUGAAACAUGGAAGUAUACUCUCCCAGUCAAGCAAAGAAUCCCACCUUCUCUAUCAGUAAGCAUGUGCCGUGUAUGCAGUAUGGCCUUGCACAAUCUCCUGUGUAGGUUGCGGUCAAGGCACUACACGACAAAGCUCCUGAUGAGAUGCAGUUCGAUGGCUCAAAACAGUAUUCAUGUGAGAGGAAUCAAGUUGUGAAGACAUUUCUCCUUGAUGGCAUAAAAGAAAAGUUUUCAAGUGCUCAUUCUCCAAGAAAAUUGCGAAGAGCUGUCCAUCGCUACUAUGAAAGCAGGCGCCGCCUUUUUAAUGAUAUUCAACCUGGAAGGCUUCAUAUUGCGAGAGAGACUAGAAAGAAGUCGAGGAACAAGACACGCAGAAAGCUGCUUUAUGAAAGGAGGAAGCGGGUAUUGAAAAAGGAGAAAGAGCGAGAGCGAUGGACGGCAAUUGAUUUCGAAUACAUGACAGAGGAAAGUGAUGGAGAGGAGCAAGUCAGGCAGCAUAAACUUCCCUGGAGAUCGGAAGGUAGUGCUAAAUCGUCUUGUGAAAAAUCUAGAUGCAAGGAUAGAGAAGAACGAGAAGGCUGGGGGUUUUAAAUCAAAAGAUAAACUUCUAUCAUGUUUGUCUCUGCUGGAGCCACCGCCAGAUGCUCCUGAUUGGGCUGUCCAGCAGUCUUAGACUUGCCAUUACCUGCGUGUGUUUGAAGUGAACAGUAUUA